AUAAUAUGAGGAGGAGAUAGAUGUUCCAUCAAGAGGAAAAUCUUCUUCUAAGGUAAGUAUACAUGAAUUCCUCAUACGCAAUAACUACUUCUUUCUAUAAGAAACGCCAUUGCAAGAAGAAGAAGUAGUAGUAAUAGUAGUUGAGAAAAACAGAGAGAUUGAUAACCUGAAAAUGACGAACACAAAGCAGCAGCAAGUAUCUGAGCAGCAGCAACAUUUGAGGGUGAAGAACUCGGAAAUACUCGGAAGUCCGUUGCCGGAGGAAAUGGAGGAGGAAAUGACGAGAUCUACUCUGUCGGCAUUUCGCGCUAGAGAAGAGGAGAUCGAGAGGAGGAAAAGAGAAGUUAGGGAGAAAGUUGAAGCGCAAUUAGGUCGUGCGGAAGAAGAAACGAAACGAUUGGCGGAAAUUCGAGAAGAAGUUGAAGCAUUGACAGAUCCAAUGAGGAAAGAUCUCUCCAUCAUACGGAAGAAGAUUGAUAUUGUCAAUCGCGAUAUUAAACCGCUCGCUCUCAAUUGCCAGAAGAAGGAAAAAGAAUACAAAGAAGCCCUAGAUGCUUUUGGGGAGAGGAGCAAAGAAAGAUCUCAACUAAUUGCAAAACUUGUGGAGCUGGUGACUGAAAGUGAGAAAAUGAGGAUGAAGAAGCUGGAUGAAUUGAACAAGAACAUAGAGUCUCUACACUGAUUUAUGUUGAUUUUAUUGAAAUAUUAUCUUUUUUUUCUUAUUUGUCCUGAUUUAGUGUUCCUCUUUUGUUUUUUAUUGGGUUAUAAUGGGAUUUAUUUGUAAAAUAAAUAUAUCUUAACAAUAUUGAACUUAUUUGAAUAUUGUGUUUUUUUUUAACAUUUGAAAUUGUAUCAUAAUUUGAUUUGACAUAUGAGAAUAUAUGGUUGGAUUAAAGC
Molecule: messenger RNA, 897 nt
Organism: Impatiens glandulifera
Lineage: Eukaryota; Viridiplantae; Streptophyta; Magnoliopsida; Ericales; Balsaminaceae
Exons: 4
Coding region: 173-682 (169 amino acids)
Molecular function (GO): ubiquitin binding; phosphatidylinositol binding
Source: RefSeq, a predicted model, not a curated record